CAGUGCUGCACCCUCCCUACGUGUUGCAGCAAAAUCUGUCAGCCACGUUCAUUCUCAGGAUUGCAUUCAUUAAAAUUGCUUCCAAAAGCAUUAGCUGGCUCGUAAGGUUCAGCACUGCUUUGUGUCUUCCCCACUGGAUUGAUUUGAAAAUCACAGGAUGUGUUUCUGAGGCUGCAGAGGCUCCAAGGUUGUGCUGAUCAUCUGAUUCCACUGCAGCACUUUCUGCUCUUGUGCCUUUGAGGUGCCUGUGCCUCACGUGGGAGUGCAGUGGGUUACCUUAAAGGGAAAAUCUGAUGAAACUUCUUCAAGAACUUGUUGUUACAUGUGAUAUCUUAGUGGAAUUUACUGGAAUAGAAUGGAGAUUCCUGACCUAGGAUCUGGAACAGAGCUGCAAACACAUUAAUUUCUCAGGGUGAGAUUGCCUCCACUCAAAGGAAUAACAACAACAUACUGGAGAUACACAAGGUGUAUACCAUUCACCCAGACUAAGAAAAGCUUUGUUCUGAAAGGAACAAAAGAAUCAUGGCAGAAUGUACAGGUUACAAGGAAACCUCAAACCGACACCUCCGUUUCAAACUGCAGAGCCUCAGUCGCCGCCUCGAUGAGCUGGAGGAAGCAACAAAAAAUCUGCAGAAAGCAGAGGAUGAACUGCUGGACCUCCAGGACAAAGUUAUCCAGGCAGAAGGCAGCAACUCCAGCAUGCUGGCUGACAUUGAAGCCCUGAGGAAAAGAGUGCUGAAGAUUGAAGGCAAGGAUGAAGAAAUCAGGAAGGCUGAAGAGCUUUGCAGAUUAAUGAAAGAAAAGCUUGAAGAGGAGGAGAGCCUCACUCGAGAUCUGAAGUCAGAAAUUGAACUCCUUCAGAAGAGAAUGGCAGAGCUGGAGAAGCUGGAGGAGGCUUUCAGCAGGAGCAAGAACGACUGUACCCAGCUGUGUCUUAGCCUCAAUGAAGAGAAGAACUUGACCAAAAAGAUAUCUACAGAAUUAGAAAUACUUAGGGUGAAAGUGAAAGAACUGGAAUCAUCUGAGGACAGGCUGGAUAAAACUGAGCAGACCUUAACAGCUGAGCUAGAAAAGCUGAAAUCCUUAGCCCUGAGCUUCAUCACAGAAAGAAAACAUUUUAAUGAAAGAGAAAAGCAAAAUGAAAAAAUAAUCCAGGAGCUAACACAGAAAUUAGAACAAAACAAUAAACUAAAUAGGGCAGAUCAAACUAGAAAUGCAUCCAACUUGCUAGAAAGGUCAUCCAACAAUCUGCUGGACAGGAAUGAUAUCAGAAUUGAAGAUGACUUGACUUCUGCACUGCCUUCUAAGGAGACCAGGAGGAAGGGAAGUGUGGAUUACCUGAAACACGUAGAAAAUGAAACCAGGAAUAAAUCAGAAAACCAAAAGAAUAAAAACCAGGAAGACAACAAAGUGAAAGAUCUCACCCAAGAAAUUGAGAAACUUAAAAUUCAGAUCAAACAUUUUGAAUCUUUAGAAGAAGAACUGAAAAAAGUGAGAGCCAAAAAUAAUGAUCUGCAAGACAGUUACCUGAGUGAGCAGAAUAAGAACAAACUCUUAACAGGUCAGCUAGAAGAAAUAAAAAUGCAAAUAAAGAAACAGAAAGAGCUGGAGAAUGGAGAAGUUGAAAAUGAAGAUACAAGCUUUUCUAGCAGGGGAAAGCACGACAGACCUAAAUACAGAGGUGUCCUGGCUGAUUUGGCAGCUGCUAAGCACAGGCCAAGGGAGCUCUCACCACAGCAGCGCCGGGAAAGAGCGCGGAACAGAGACUUUGCCCUCAGCAAUGACAGCUACAGCCACACUGCUAAAAGGGUGCCCAGUCCAAGCCUGAUGAACAGAAAAGCAGGGAAAGCUUCUGCUGCAUCUGCCCUUUCAGACACUGCUGCCACAGAUACAAGGAGACUGGAAGAGAAAUCUUUAGUUUCCACUCUUUCUUCCGGUCAGAAGGAAAGCUGCGUGGUGCAGAACGAGGGGAAGAGAUCCAAAGAGCAGCCAUCUGUCCUCAGCCGGUAUCCUCCUGCUGCACAGGAGCAGAAGGCUUGGAAAGCACCUUCCAAAGCUGUUGGUGACACAGGCCUGAGAUCCAAGGUGGAAAAGCCGUCUCAGGUGUUCCGUGGGAGCUGCCAGAACGGCGCUGACGCACGGGAUGAAAAGCCGAGCAAAGGAGAAUCAGUGGGUUCUUUGUCUGAGAGGCUGAAGACAAGUCAGGCUGAGGUCAGUGAGGGCUUGGGGGACCCACAGCUCACCAGGGGUACCCACAGCUCUGCCAAUGGCACAGCCUCUGCUUACAGGUACCACGUGUCCUCCAGCGGGUCAGCCUCAGAGCCUGCUGCCUCCAAAGUGGAAGCAGCGAGCACUUUUGCCUCAUCACACAGACAGCCCUCAGAGGGGAGGGCCAAAAGGGCAGGGAUCUCCCAGGAAAGAGAAGCUGCAGACACAUCACCUGAAAGGGGGAAGCUUUCGACACUGACAAAGCGCUCCCAUCGCUCCAGGAGUCAGGAGGACAUUCUGCAGCUUCUCACAGGUCUUGAUAAAGAAGGCACUGAGCAGUCUUCAAGUUCAGCAGCAGAUCAUGUAAAUAUGGGUUUAAAAACUGAUUCUAAAACCAUACAGAGUAACCAGGAAAAAGUUAAUUCAGAUGAAGAAUCAGGGAGAGGCAAAAAACCAACCGCUCUGUCAGAUUUUGAGACGAGAAAGAAAGUCAGUUCCAAGCAGUUCUCCAAUUCUAGGGGAGUUUUUAGAGCAUCGCUUUUUGAAAAUGACAAAAAAACUGUGAAUGAUGAAGACUCUAGCAAGAGCAUAAAACCAUUAGAUGCCAGCACUGGAGAAUUGAAAUCCAGAAGAUCCUUCAGCCCUAGAGAAGCUCUGAGAUCAAAAGCCAUCAUUAAACCUGCAAUUGUUGAGAAGGAUAUGAAGGCAAUCAUGGGAGGAACUGUUUCAGAGGCAGAGUCAGAAAAACAGAAGUCUACUUUUAAAAUGGUAACAAAUAAAAUGACAAGCAGCAUCACAAUCUUUCCUUCUGAGCCAACAGCUUCAAGGACCACUGCAGAUACAGCAGCCAAGGAAAGGCAUGUUUCCACCAGCAACAUCAGAGUGGCUUCAAAUGAGCCUUCACCACCAGUAACAAACAAUGUCCCUUCACCCUUUGAGGCAUCAAUAAAUAGAAGUGCUCUGAAGUCAUCUGAGGCAGACAGAAGUGGGGAGGCAGUGCUGAGGAGUAAAGCUGAAACAGUGGUCUCGAGAAGCAGCAUUAUGCUAAAGACCUCUGAACUGACAGAGAGGAGCAGUGCAGAGAAUCAGCUCUCUUCCAGAGAGCCUGUGGAGACAAUCAGCUGGAAGAGCCACGGCUCAUCAGAUGCAGGUUCAUCCGAAACAAAGCACGUCACUGUCAGAAGUUCCUGGAGAACAAGGCAAGGCCUGCAUUCCCUGGAGGACUCUCAAACCAAAGUGGAGAAAAGUGCAACUUCCAGUGCCACAAACUUGUGUAGAUCCUCAGUGGACCUUUUAGAAGGGGAAGGGAGUAGUUCAAAAGCAGACUUCAUGGAGCAGCCUUCCUCAAGGACAAGUGCCACAGCUAAUUCUUGGAGUGCCCCUGAGCUGGGCUCCCGAAGGACCAAAAGCAACUUGAGUGCCCCUGAGCUGGUGCCCCGCAGGAGCUGUGCCAGUGACCCUGCAGCAGCUGCUGCCUGGCAGCGCUCCACGCCCCCUGAUGAGAGCAAGGAUUUUGUGUCCAGUUCCAGAAGGAAGCAGUAUGGCUCCUCUGAGUACCUCCUCCAGGCUGACACUCUGGGCAAAAGGACAGCCAGGGUGGAGCUGCAGGACCCUGAAUCCAACUCCCCUGCACCACCAGGGCUCCAAGGAGAGGAGCAGGGCCCUGCCCGCGCCGGCCGGACAUUGCGGAGAUGAGCUGUGCUCCCCUCUCAGUGCCCAUGGUGAAGCAAGAGGCAGGACAGUACCAAGCUCAGAGGCAUCACCACCUGUUUGUAACCUCUCCAGAGGCUUCAAGCAGCCUGGAACCAGUUUUGUAAUGAGAUUUGAAGGUACAAGAGCUUUACCAGUGAAUUCUUUUUCUUCAUUGCUGAAGAGGCAGCUGCAGAGACUUUGCUCAGGGGACUCCCACUUCUCAUCUCUGUACCUGCAAUCCUUAUCUUCCCUGUAGGAUGAUAGCUCUGUCUCCAUAUGGAAAGUCUGACUACCUAGCCUCUCUGAACAAUGGUACUCCUUGCACAAGAGAGAACUUUUUGUUCACUUGCGUUCACACAAGAUCCCAGCAGUGUCCCUGUGAUUGCAUCCACCAGCCCAUGAAGCUGUCCACCACAACUGAAGGCUUUCAGCUCAUAUGGAGUUUGCAUUUUCCUUGCUGGCUGGGGCAGUGGUCACCUCAGCACCUGUGUUUCCAGCACCCUUGGGCAAGAGGAGACUGUUCCCCACUGGUUACUUUACAAAUUGAGAGGGAAGGAGAGCAGAAAAUGUUUAGAAGGAGUUGGUUCCCUAUCACUGUCAGUCUCUGCAACAAGCUUUGCAUGAUCUACUCAUCACCAGGUGAGAUCUGCACCAAGAAAUCCUCCAGUGAGCCAGAGCAACACAGCAGUGACACCUCCUCCUCCUGGGACCAGGUGCCAUUUAUCUGGAGCUUUGUGUUACACUCUGCAGGCAACAGCUCUGUGCUGGUGCAAGGCAGUUGAGCCCUAUGAGAAAAAGAAACAAGUGCUUUUCCUCACAGACAAGCACAAUGUCCUUGUUCCUUCCCACAGCAGGAUGGAGACAGCUGGAUUGGACCCUGAGCUGAUCUGUGGUGGCUUUGGUCUGUGCCUCACCCCUGUCUGCCAUGCCAGGUAUGCUCAGAGAGUGCUCACACACAGAGCUGUGUCCCCACCAGUGCAGCCUCUGUCACUGUGGGGCAGACACGUCCCCACAGCUGCAGGGCUGCUCAGGGCACCAGCAGCUUGUCCUGAGCAGGGUGAUUGUCCCUGGCUCUCACAGCAGGGCCCUGACUGUCCUUCCUUUCCUUCCCAUCCCAUCCCAUCCCAUCCCACCCCAGCUGCUGGGCUGGCCCCCACACAAACACCCCAGUGCUGCCUGUCCUGUCCCUCCCUGCAGCAGGACAGGGAGAAUCUCAGCCAGAAAAGGUCCUUGAUCUGUCCCAGAGCUGCUGUGGGCAGAGCUGCACCCCAACAGCUUCCCUGAGCUGCACCCCACAUUGUGCAGGAGCAGGGACCAGACUGCCUGCACUGCACCUCCCUGUGCUGCAGCUCCUGGCCUGGGAAAUGCACAUCUUAAUUCUGAGAAGAAAAUUAAUCAGAAAAAAAAAAAAAGAAAAAAACCAAUAGAGCUGGUUGCAAAAUAUCUAUGAAAACAUUUCUGUAAAAGGGAUGUGUUUUAGUGACAUGAUUAUUUUUUUAUAAAGAUUGUUUGGAGGAAGGGAAAAAUUAUUUUUGAAAAAAAAAUUAGUUUCUUUUUGGAAUUUUAAAGAUGUUUUCCCAAGUGUAUAUUUUUAACCCCCCAUUUUAUUCUUUUACAUAUCAUGGCAUAUGUGUCAACUUGCAUAACAAGACAAAAAAGAUGCUUUUAAAUUAGUACUGAGUGGCAGCUCUAAUAAUCUUUAAAUUAUAUUAAAAUAAAUUGUAUCAACUGCUCUCUCUUACCAUUGACAUGGUAGUGCUAGUAGAAUGAAAUAAUGGGAAAAAAAUUUAAAGUGAAACUUAAAAUGAAAGAAAGUGAAAUUCUGAAGCUAAAUUCAGAUUUCUUACUGCCUCCCCCUGCCCUGUUUAUCAGGAAGGAUUGGAAAUCCUUAUGGAUUGUGCAAUCUGAAAGCAGUGGAUGUAUCAGUGCUGUGCAUCCUUCCUGAGCACCCUGCCCUGCCCAGCACUCACUGUGUGCCAGGCUCACCACCCACAGCCAGCUGCAUUGUCUGAGCAGCAGCAGCAGCAGCAGCUUCCCUCACCCUGUGUGCCCAGCAGUGCCCAGCUCUGCUCUGCUGCUGCCCCUGACUCUGCCCCUUCUGUGCCCUCCAAACCAAACCUGCUGCCUCAGCUGCCUCCCUCUGUACCUGCCUGGGAGGCAGCUUGGCCUGUCCCUGCCUCUCCAGGGGUCCCAGGGAUCCCUCUCUGCUGGGAGCAGCUCUCCUGCUGCCACCUGGACCGGCCACGGUGGCUCUGGGAGAGCCUGCAGGGUGUGGAGCUCCCCUGCCCUGGGGCACUGCUGGGCACAGCUGCAGCCUGGACAGACUGCUGGACAGCACGGACAGACUGAGGACAAGGAUCACUCUGGGCAGUGACUGAAGCCUCCCCUCACAGUCCCAGCCCCAUCCUGCUGCAGGACAUGGCCUCACACACCACAGGACGUCCCUGCACAUCCAGCAGCUUCCUCCUCCUCCUCUUCCUCACCUUGUUGGCGUGGAUGUGGCUCAGCACAAAGAGCCUCCCAAGGGAAGUGGUUUCAGCUGUGGUGAGGAAAUCUCUGCAUCCCUGUGAGUCAACACAGGGGUGAAAUCAGCUUCCCUGAGCCUGCCCACAGAGCUGCCUUACCCAUCAGCUUUUCUGCUCACCCCAGAACACAACCCCGAGUCUGAAGUGCAAGGGAAGAACCACCAGCAGCAAUGGCUGUUGGGUUUUCUCCUUCUGCCAGCCAGGACAAUGGGAGGGCUUUAGCCCCAGCUAUUGCCCCAGCAACACAGAGCUGCUGCCACUGUCUUCAGGUGCUCCUCACAGAUGAUGUCUCUCCUUUCUCCAGCUGCCUCAGAUAUUUGUUCAAUAUUUUACAGCAGAUACCUUGAACUCCUGCUCUAGACUCAGUUUCACUGCUUGUAAAUACUGGACACAGAUGUCACUUGGUAACUGCACACUGGUUGUUUUUACCACAGCUGAGAUGAAAUCUGAGAAAGAAAACCCUACCUAGUAUGGAAAGGGGCCAUGCCCUCUAGUCAAUGAGUGCAAUAGGAGCUGAUUGUAUUAUUAAUCUUAUAGCAAUGACUUCAGGAAACACAAUGUGUUGACUCGAAUUGCACACUUUUUUUUGAACAGCUGUAAAAUAGAGUAUAUGUGUAAAUAUUGCCAUCACUGAAGAAGUAUUUGUAAUUUUAGCAUAUAAAUAUAACCUGCUUUCCAGUAGGCUCGAUGAUGCACAAGGCCAGGCAUCGAGCCCUCGGGUAAUUCCAAAGUUGUAAAUGUAUUUGCUGUACAGAGGAAGUGUGUCAGUGCUUGCUGCUCCCAAGGAACCUCAGCUGCUGCUCCCUCUGGAGAGCCAGGGCUGUCCCCACAAGGGCUGGCUCCAGUCUGAGGGCCCAGCAGCUCAUGGGCUGCUUCCUGGAAUGCUUCCCUCACGUCUCAACGCCUCUGCAGCUCCUGGAGGCUCUGGGUUCAGCCCGGCCCUGCUGCUGUGCAGGGCAGCCCCUGCCAGGCCCCAGCAAGGGAGAGGGGCAGGAAGCACAGGGCAGAGCCAGGUGCCUUGCUGCUCCAAGAGACACUCACACAACAACACCCAGCUGCAGGUUGAAGCAAUAGUCACACUGGUGUCACUCUAACCUAGCAGACCUCAUCCCUGCCACCCUUGCACACGGCUGAAGCAAUCAGGGCACUGCUCCAGGCCAGCCCCAGGCUGAGCUGUGCACACAACACGAAGCCAUUGUCAGCAGCUGCCCCCAUGAUCAGGAUCCCCCUGGGCUGCAGUGCCGGCUCCUGCUUUGGGGAAGCAGCACUCCAGGCUGCAUGGAAUGUAUUUUUAAGAGAAUAAAUCUAUUUUUUUGUAUUUGUGAACAUAUAUUUGGGUGGGGCAGCUUAGUUAGAAGACAAAUAAUGCAAGCAAUCUUUUCAUAAUCACAGGUUCAUCCGAGUUAAGCAGAUUUUCCAGGGUUGCAGUAUUGCCUUCUCCCCUAAAACAAACUUUGUGUCCAAUAGAGCUAUGAGCAGUGUUCCACCCUUAGAACUUGCCCUGUCUCAGCAUGCUGAGAAGAGGAAAGCCAGCACUUUCCUCCCCAGGCUGCCCAUGCAGUGGAUACAGAUGGUGCUCUUAGUCUGCAUGCCAAAUGUAAACACACUCUUAUCUGCAUGUCUCUCCUGACUCAGUCACUGUCAGUGCUACAGUAUAUAACCAAUAAACACUCUUCUCUUUUUA
Messenger RNA from Zonotrichia leucophrys gambelii, 8109 nucleotides. RefSeq names its product leucine zipper protein 1 (gene LUZP1). Bases 523 to 3903 code for a protein of 1126 amino acids. The record is from RefSeq and is a predicted model, not a curated record. The transcript has 4 exons. Lineage: Eukaryota; Metazoa; Chordata; Aves; Passeriformes; Passerellidae. Gene Ontology annotation, biological process: neural fold bending.